Messenger RNA from Strongylocentrotus purpuratus (purple sea urchin), 2397 nucleotides. Its product is annotated as sialidase-1-like. The transcript has 3 exons. NCBI's taxonomy places the organism in Eukaryota, Metazoa, Echinodermata, Echinoidea, Camarodonta, Strongylocentrotidae. Bases 476 to 1618 code for a protein of 380 amino acids. The record is from RefSeq and is a predicted model, not a curated record. Gene Ontology annotation, biological process: ganglioside catabolic process; oligosaccharide catabolic process. Gene Ontology annotation, cellular component: cytoplasm; membrane; lysosome. Gene Ontology annotation, molecular function: exo-alpha-sialidase activity.
UCAGUACCAAAAGAUUAUCACAAAGAUGUCCCAAGAAUCAACUUAUAUAUUGUUUGUUUUUACAAACCUGCAUACUACUUAUCGAGCCUAUAUUGCUAUAAGUAAUCCUGUAAAACAAAUUGGGUUUACUUCUUGGAUUUUUUUCUUACCACAUUCUGAGUGACAAUAGCUUUGCCUGACUAUUGAAAAAUCAUUUUGCUGGACCUUGUACCGAAAGUGUACCUUGUUUAAAAUUACAAUAGGUAUUCAAUGCAUACAUGACUCGACAAAUUUAUUUUGCGUAUGGCAAAAACAAUCUGUGCUUGCAGACUACAUAGCUAGUGUUACGCUGUGAUUAUGUUUGGAGAUGAGGUUGUACAAGAACACCUGACCUUUGUUUACAGCGCAAUCGUGUCACAUGAUUACAGUCGCUUCCCACCGCCUAGCCCUCUCGACGAAAUAUUUUCUAAAGCCCUUGUUUUCAACAAUGUAAAACAUGGCAAAACUGACAGUUCAACAAAGUUUGUUAUUAACUAUCUCAAGCAUUUUAGUCUCAGUUACGUACUCCAUAAAUCCAUUCGUGUUAGAAGAACAACUUAUAUGGGAAUCAUCGGAUGAAGGCGAAGUUUCAACGUAUCGAAUUCCCAUUAUCAUACAAGUGCCGAAUGGAGACCUCCUCGCGUUUAGCGAAGCGCGAAAGUACAGCGCCGCCGAUGCUGGGGCGAAGUUCAUCGCCAUGCGACGCUCUUCAAACGGAGGUCAGUCGUGGGGAGAAAAUACUUUUAUUCUCAACGAUUACAAAAUUCCGGACGGAUUGAAUCUUGGAACAGUUCUGGUUGACAGUGUGACGAACAGUACCAUUUUGAUUCACACGUUUUGUGUUCAUUCAGUUUGCAAUGGCACCGGAGAAAAGCCGUCGGGAGUUUUCAUGGUGACCAGUUCCAAUUUUGGUUAUACUUGGUCCGAUCCUGUCAAUCUAGCCGAGAAGAACCCAGAGCUUAUGGACCUACAUUUCGAUCCUGGACCAGGUUAUGGGAUCCAGAAAAAGCACCCUCCUCAUAAAGGCAGACUGGUGACUUGUGGACACGGCCCUGAUGCAGAGGUGCGGUCAAUGUCAUGCCUUCAUAGCGACGAUGGUGGUAUAACAUGGCAGCUAAGUUUGGGACUGGCUGGCCUUCCAUUUGGAGAGACCAAGAAAACUGGGGACUUUGUACCAGGUGAAGUACAGAUCGUCGAGUUGAAGAAUGGGACGAUCCUGGCUAACGUGCGGAAUACCUACAGCUUUCACUGCAAUUGCCGCAUCCAGGCGUUAAGCUUCGAUGGUGGGUCGACAUUCCCCAUGACUUCGAUGAGAAUGAAACAAGAGCUGAUCGACCCCAACGUCUGCGGCUCGCUCCUGAACUUCAACGACAAUCAAAUCUUAUUUUUCAGUAACCCUUUCAAUGCUGGGUCACGGGUCAACCUCACACUUCAUUGGAGCCUGGACGCGGGGAACACCUAUCCCAAUCUCAUGAAUAUUUAUGAGAAGGGUAGUGCAUAUUCAUGUCUUACUUACAUUGAUGAAAAUCACAUUGGAUUGGUGUAUGAGAAAGAUAAUAUCAGUUCUAUUUCAUAUGUGAGAAUCCAACUUAAUCUCUAGUCUUUAACGUGCACUUUGACCAGCUUUAUAGCAAUGGGCUCUUGAGCCUUAAUACUUAUAAGCGAAGCCCGAUGAAGCCUUUCAGCAUUUUAUCUACAGUGGAAACUUGUUAUAACAAGGAUAUUGGAUCCAUGAAAAUUACCUUACUAUGAAUGUAUCAAGUAUCUUGAUAUAUUUCAGUGAAAAAACAGAAUGGACCAGAAAACUAUCUUGAAUCAGGUAUCUCGUUAUAUCUGAGCUCUUCAUAACAAGUUUCCACUGCAUUUUUGUUUUUUUAACCUGUGCUUUGUAAUCGUGACACUUCUCAUGAGAAAUCAAAUGUAAGUGUUCCAGUAUCUAGAACUUUGCAGCUGACUUUCACUUUAUUCUUUAAAACUUUGUUCUAUUAUAUGCACUUUAUACCCCAAAUACCCCAUGAAAUGUGGUCCAAAAUGUCUUUUUUUUCCUAGAAAUUAGAAGGAAAAAGAUGUGGCUCAUGAUAUUAAAGCAUUUUUGGCUUUUAUUUUAUUAUCACUAAAAGAUCCAAGAAUAACACAUACUUGUAUUUGAAAAAGAUUGAAGCUAUAUGAGACAGAUUUUAUGUACCAAGCACCUGAACAAAUAAUAUGUAUAUAUAUAUAUGUAUGUAGAAUGUAUAAAAUCAACUUUUAAAAAUUCACCUUGCAAUUUAUAGGUUAACUGUUAAAGGUACUAUGUCCCAUUUGCAGGCCAAAAAAAAAUGAAAAGGUUAAAUUCCAACGGCAUUUGAAUAAUAAUUCUAAUUUAGAACUUCCCUAAAA